UUUGCGUGGUUUGUUUGUCGAUCUCAACGAUCGCUGGUCCACCCCGCUGCCCGGCUGGACAUUUAAUUUUCACUCGCGUAACGAAACGGACCACGUCUUCGUUCGUCCAACGUGUGCUCGCUUGUUCACUUUUCAGCCCUUAUAUUAGUGGAGUAAUACAGUGAUUCUUGCUCAUCAUCCCGUUUAAUUACGAUGGCCCAAUCAAGCAGCAACGAUGGUUUCCUUCCCCAGCCGAAGGGAUUCGCUACCAAGGCGAUACACGUUGGACAGGAACCGGAGCAGUGGACCAGCAUGGCGGUUGUCCCACCGAUCAGCAUGAGCACCACGUUCAAGCAGUCCGGUCCUGGACAGCAUGCGGGUUUCGAGUACGGCCGAAGCGGCAAUCCAACGCGCGAUGUGCUGGAACGCUGCAUUGCCUCCCUUGACAAUGGUCGUUUUGGGCUUACCUUUUCUUCCGGACUGGGUGCAACGACGACGAUCAUUACGAUGCUGCAGAAUGGUGAUCAUAUCGUGGCUGGUGACGAUCUGUACGGUGGUACGAACCGUCUGCUGCGUAACGUUGCCCUGAAGAUGGGCAUCGAGGUUGAUUUCGUCGAUCUGACCAACCUGCAGCUGGUCGAGCAGGCAAUCAAACCGAACACGAAACUGUUCUGGAUGGAAACGCCUACUAAUCCACUGUUGAAGGUGAUCGAUAUACGCGCAGUUUCGGACAUUGCUCACAAGCAACAGGAUAUCGUAGUAGUUGUGGACAAUACAUUCCUCUCUUCGUAUCUUCAACGGCCACUAGACCUGGGUGCGGAUGUCGUUAUGUACUCGCUCACUAAAUACAUGAACGGACACUCGGACGUCAUUAUGGGUGCCAUGGUUACCAACGACGAGCAAGUGUACGAACGUUUGAAAUUCUUGCAAAACGCUGCCGGUAUUGUACCAUCACCAUUCGAUUGCUAUCUGGUGAAUCGUAGCUUGAAAACGCUCGCCUUGCGCAUGGAACGUCACAAGAGCAAUUCGCUGGCCAUUGCCAAAUUUCUGCAAACUCACCCGAACGUGGAACGGGUGCUGCAUCCGGGACUGGAGAGCCAUCCGCAGCACGAGCUGGCCAAGCGUCAAACGUACGGGCACAGUGGCAUCAUGUCGUUCUACAUCCGUGGUGGGCUCGAGGAGUCUAGCAACUUCCUGAAGGCACUGCAGGUGUUUACGCUCGCCGAAAGUCUUGGCGGGUACGAAAGUUUGGCUGAAUUGCCAUCGGUAAUGACGCACGCAUCGGUCCCACUGGAACAGCGGCAAGUGCUCGGUAUAACCGAUGGGCUGGUACGUUUAUCUGUUGGUUUGGAAGAUGUGGAUGAUCUGAUCGCUGAUUUGAAGCAAGCAUUGGCAAAGGUAUAAAUUGUAACCGCGCAACAACACAAGCAACAGGAAAGACAAAAAAAGUCAUUUAGUCCGCUCAUGAAUGGUUUGGAAAGAAAACGUACAAAAGGAAAACAAAUAUAUACACAUAACAACAAUAAACGCGACUGCCAUCGAAACUUCUGAAA
Messenger RNA from Anopheles funestus (African malaria mosquito), 1532 nucleotides. It is a transcript of the gene Cth, whose product is annotated as cystathionine gamma-lyase. Bases 193 to 1383 code for a protein of 396 amino acids. Gene Ontology annotation, biological process: transsulfuration. The transcript is spliced from 5 exons. The record is from RefSeq and is a predicted model, not a curated record. Lineage: Eukaryota; Metazoa; Arthropoda; Insecta; Diptera; Culicidae. Gene Ontology annotation, molecular function: pyridoxal phosphate binding; cystathionine gamma-lyase activity. Gene Ontology annotation, cellular component: cytoplasm.